This is a messenger RNA of Trichobilharzia szidati, 322 nucleotides long. Lineage: Eukaryota; Metazoa; Platyhelminthes; Trematoda; Strigeidida; Schistosomatidae. The record is from the annotation of a GenBank genome assembly.
UGGGCUUGUUGAGGCGAUAGUGUUGGUUCUCUUCUUCACAUUAGAUACGACGGGAACAAAAUUUCCAUUAGAUUUAUUCUUUCUGAUGUUACAUACGAUAUUAGCAUCUGUACUCACAGGAAUACCGUUCAUUGGGCAAACGCUUACAUGGGGACUUAUAGUGACGGGAUCAGCUGUGGUGUUGUACAUCUUACUAAUCACAAUAGGUGCAACACUACGAAUUGAUCUGUACCGUGGUUACACUGCAGUUUUCAUAUACUGUGUUACUGUCAUGGUUGUAACUUUUGCUGUUUCAAUUGGUGUCUACUAUGGGACAGGACUU